GAAAAAAAGCAUGAAGAAACACAGCACAAAAUGAGUUAUAUAUGGAAAUUGUGGUUCCUACAAUCACACAUCCCUCUCUCAUUUUCUUCCACAUUGCUAAAUCCAGAAAAAGUGCAGAGAAAUGGUUGGAAAUUGUGGUGAUCUAGUGGCAUUUUCUCUUGUCUUCUUGACCGUGGUUUCCGGUGGGUCUGCAUGGGUUGGCGUGAACUGGGGAACCAUGGCAACGCACCAAAUUCCCCCCGAGAAGGUGGUGAAGAUGCUCAAGGAAAAUGGGUUCACCAAAUUGAAGCUCUUUGAUGCGGAUGAACUCAUUAUGGCAGCUCUUAUGGGGACCGAUAUCCAAGUCAUGCUCGCAAUACCCAACAACAUGCUGGAAAAGAUAAGUAACACUCCUAAAGCCGCAGAUCAUUGGGUCUUUGAAAAUGUCACCUCUUACUUCUUCAAUGGUGGCGUCAAAAUCAAGUAUGUUGCUGUGGGUAAUGAGCCUUUCCUUAAAGCAUAUAAUGGUACCUUUGCGAAGAAAACGCUGCCAGCCCUGAAGAAUAUACAGACAUCACUUAAUAAAGCCGGGUUGAGUUCAAAGGUCAAAAUCACUGUUCCAUUCAAUGCUGAUAUUUACUAUUCACCUGAUUCAAAUCCAGUUCCCUCAGCUGGUGACUUCAGGCCUGAAAUGAGAGACCUCACCAUUGAGAUAAUCCAGUUCUUGUAUGCAAACAAUGCACCUUUUACAGUUAAUAUCUACCCUUUCCUUAGUCUUUAUUUCAACGAAAAUUUCCCUUUGGAUUUUGCAUUUUUUGAUGGAAAAAGCAAGCCUCUCAGGGACGGUAAGGCACUUUACACCAAUGUGUUUGAUGCAAAUCUUGAUACUCUUCUGUGGGCUUUAGACAAGGCAGGGUAUCCUGACAUGGAGGUAUUGAUUGGGGAAAUUGGGUGGCCAACAGAUGGUGAUAAGAAUGCUAAUGCCAAGAGUGCAAGGAGGUUCAACUUUGGUUUGCUUAAACAUGCUCUGAGUGGAAAGGGUACCCCUAAAAGGAAAGGAACAAUUGACUUGUACCUGUUCAGCCUCAUUGAUGAGAACAUUAAAAGUGUUGCUCCUGGGAACUUUGAGAGGCAUUGGGGGGUUUUUGAGUUUGAUGGGAAGCCAAAGUAUGAAUUAGACUUAACAGGUCAGCACAAGGAAAAAGGUCUUAUCCCUGUGGAAGGUAUAAAGUACCUGCAAAAGAGGUGGUGUAUUUUGAAUCCAGAUGUUACUGACUUUGAUGGUUUGGCUGGUAGCAUUGACUAUGCCUGUACCUUUUCUGAUUGUACUUCCCUUGGUUAUGGCUCUUCUUGUAAUUAUCUUAGUCUCCAAGGGAAUGCAUCUUAUGCUUUCAAUAUGUAUUAUCAAGUAAAUAACCAACAGGGUUGGAGCUGUGAUUUCUCUAGUUUGGCUACCAUAACACAGAAGGAUCCAUCACAGAGUGGCUGCCAAUUUCCCGUGAUGAUAGCUAGCAGUUCAUCUUUGCUGCUGCUGCUGCAUGAAGGACUUUUAUGUAUCCUAAAGAAAGCGUUGGAGGUUUAUAUUUUCGUUAUGAUUUUGUUUUAGCAAAAAGAUAACGGAGUAUUUUGAAUUUUCUUCUGAGAUUUGGUUUUUCUGAGUUUUAGGAGUUGAAUGUCAUGUCAAAUUCGUUUUGUAAAUUUGAAGAAUCCUGCUCAGUUUUAGACACUUGCCUUUUGCUUUUAGUUUUAGUAUUUGUUACUUCUAAUCUUUUCUUGAAUUAACCAAGUGAGAUUUUGAGAAACCAAUUGUUUUUUAUCACCUUAAAUAUAAGGUUUAAAGAAGUUUUAUAC
This is a messenger RNA of Vigna umbellata (rice bean), 1830 nucleotides long. RefSeq names its product glucan endo-1,3-beta-glucosidase 8-like. The record is from RefSeq and is a predicted model, not a curated record. Gene Ontology annotation, biological process: carbohydrate metabolic process. NCBI's taxonomy places the organism in Eukaryota, Viridiplantae, Streptophyta, Magnoliopsida, Fabales, Fabaceae. Gene Ontology annotation, molecular function: hydrolase activity, hydrolyzing O-glycosyl compounds.